Molecule: messenger RNA, 1929 nt
Organism: Morus notabilis
Lineage: Eukaryota; Viridiplantae; Streptophyta; Magnoliopsida; Rosales; Moraceae
Product: 2,3-bisphosphoglycerate-independent phosphoglycerate mutase
Exons: 10
Coding region: 101-1780 (559 amino acids)
Biological process (GO): glucose catabolic process
Cellular component (GO): cytoplasm
Molecular function (GO): manganese ion binding
Source: RefSeq, a predicted model, not a curated record
GGGUGGUCGCCCAGACUCUCGAUUAAUCUGGUUCUCCAUUUUUUUUUCCUUCUUUCGAUUUCUUCCAAAGAGUUGCAGAUUCGUCCUUUUCAUCUCCAAAAUGGGAAGCUCGGAAUUCUCAUGGAAGUUGGCGGAUCACCCGAAGCUGCCGAAGGGGAAGACGGUGGCGAUGGUGGUUUUGGACGGCUGGGGUGAAGCCAAUCCCGAUCAGUACAACUGCAUCCAUGUCGCCCAGACUCCCACCAUGGAUUCUCUCAAGACGGGUGCUCCUGAAAAAUGGAGGCUGGUGAGAGCUCAUGGUACUGCUGUGGGGCUUCCAACGGAAGAUGAUAUGGGCAACAGUGAAGUUGGUCACAAUGCACUCGGUGCUGGACGCAUCUUUGCGCAGGGAGCGAAGCUUGUUGACCUUGCUCUUGCCUCUGGAAAAAUUUAUGAGGGAGAAGGUUUUAAGUACAUCAAGGAAUCUUUUCAAAAUGGCACAUUGCAUCUCAUUGGAUUGUUGAGUGAUGGUGGGGUUCAUUCGAGGCUCGACCAGUUGCAGUUGUUGCUUAAAGGAGCUGCUGAGAAUGGUGCUAAAAGAAUUCGUGUCCAUGUUCUUACUGAUGGCCGUGAUGUUUUGGACGGUUCAAGUGUGGGAUUUGUGGAAACACUUGAAAAUGAUCUUGCAAAAUUACGUGAAAAGGGUGUUGAUGCACAGAUUGCAUCUGGUGGUGGUCGCAUGUAUGUUACAAUGGAUCGUUAUGAGAAUGACUGGGAUGUUGUGAAAAGGGGAUGGGAUGCCCAAGUUCUUGGUGAAGCCCCUUACAAAUUUAGAAGUGCCGUUGAAGCUGUCAAGAAACUCAGGGAGGAAACCAACAGCAAUGACCAGUACCUCCCUCCCUUUGUUAUUGUUGAUGAGAAUGGUAAGCCUGUAGGACCAAUAGUCGAUGGUGAUGCUGUUGUAACAUUCAACUUCCGAGCAGAUCGGAUGGUUAUGAUUGCCAAGGCGCUUGAAUAUGAAGAUUUUGAUAAGUUUGACCGAGUUAGAUUCCCUAAAAUUCGGUACGCUGGAAUGCUCCAGUAUGAUGGUGAGCUGAAGCUUCCAAGCCAAUAUCUUGUUGUUCCUCCAGAAAUAGAGAGGACAUCUGGUGAAUAUCUAGUGCACAAUGGUGUACACACCUUCGCUUGCAGUGAGACUGUUAAAUUUGGUCAUGUCACAUUCUUCUGGAACGGAAAUCGUUCUGGAUAUUUUAACCCUGAAAUGGAAGAAUAUGUGGAAAUCCCAAGUGAUACCGGAAUCACAUUCAAUGUUCAACCCAAGAUGAAGGCCUUGGAGAUUGCUGAAAAGGCAAGGGAUGCUAUACUUAGCGGGAAAUUCCAGCAGGUUCGUGUCAACUUGCCAAAUAGUGAUAUGGUGGGACACACAGGUGACAUUAAGGCUACAGUAGUGGCUUGCAAGGCUGCCGACGAAGCAGUCAAGAUGAUUCUUGAUGCCAUAGAGCAAGUGGGUGGAAUUUAUGUAGUUACUGCGGAUCAUGGAAAUGCCGAAGAUAUGGUAAAGAGAAAUAAGUCUGGGAAACCUCUCCUCGACAAGGAUGGCAAGAUUCAAAUUCUCACUUCUCACACUCUUCAACCAGUGCCUAUUGCAAUUGGAGGCCCUGGUCUGGCACCUGGUGUUCGGUUCCGCAGCGAUGUUCCACAAGGUGGGCUUGCCAACGUUGCUGCAACCGUGAUGAAUCUGCAUGGACUUGAGGCGCCAAGCAACUACGAGACAACUCUCAUCGAAGUAGUUGAUAACUGAGGAAACAAAGGAAAAAGAUAGCGUUUUUGAGUUUUUAUAUUAAUCUAAAUUUUGACUGAAUUUAAAGCCGUGCAUAAAGGAGGCUGUCGAUUGUGUAAUGCUACCUGGCUUAAUAAGUUAAGAAACUCCCAUUUGCGGUCAUAGUUUCA